AUGGUGGAGGUCAAAUUUGGUGAUGAUUUACCUGAGCAGAUUGAAUUUGAAAAUGAAAAUGGUGUUCUCACCUCACAAAUGAUCAAGUAUGAAUGGAGGCCAAUAAAAUGUGAUGAAUGUGGUGGAGUUGGUCAUGAUGGUGAGGCAUGUAGGAUGAAGAAGGAGGAGGUUCAAAAGGAGAGGAAAAAACUGAAAAUAAAGAAGGUAUGGGUGGUAAAAGCUACUGUACCACAUAAGGUACAAACAGCUAAAACUAGUCAGGAGGCACAAAUGGGGAUGCAGGAGGGUGAAGUCACUUGUGGAGUGAUUGAUCAUCUACUGAAUCCAUUGAACAUUGAGAUUGCUGCUAAAGUGAUUGAAGUUAAUGAUAUGACAAAGGAGAAGAAUGUGAGUGAUGGACAGAUGGAGAAUGGGAAUGAAAGAGCACCUCAGGGCCUAAAUAGUCCAUGGAAGCAUUUUCAUCUUAGGAAGUUUAUCCAAAGUCAGAAUGUAGGACUAUUUGGCUACCUAGAAACUAGGGUAAAGACUGGUAAUUUUGCAAAAGUCUACCCUAGAAUAUGUCCAAACUGGUCAAUUGUUACUAGUUAUUCUGCUUUUCCUGGAGGUAGGAUAUGGCUGGUAUGGAGUCCUUCUUGCUUUACUGUUGAUGUGAGAAUGUUGACAGAGCAGAUGAUCUAUGGUGUAAUGAAUCAUAAGGCAUCUGGAGUUCAGUUUUGUUUGAGUAUGGUGUAUGGUCAUAAUGAUAAGGAAAAAAGAAGUGAAUUGUGGAAUGACUUGAUCAAGUGCAGUAGGGAUGUCAUGAAUACUCAAUGGGUGGUGAUGGGAGAUUUUAAUAAUAUCCUGAAUUUGAAUGAAAGAAUAGGUCAGCCUGUUCUGUUCAGUGAAAUUGAAAGGUUCAGGAAUUGUGUGGAUAGUUGUGGUUUAGGUGAUGCUAAAAUGACUGGACCCUUUUAUACAUGGUCCAAUAAGCAGCAGGAGGAUGAUUAUGUGACCACAAAAAUUGAUAGAGUGUUAGUAAAUGGGCAAUGGGAGUUAUGCUAUCCAUACACUGAAGCUGCAUUCUUGCUUGAAGGAUGCUAUGAUCACUGUCCUUGUAUAGUGAAAAUUCAUAAGGAAUUGAAUAAAAGGGCAAAGCCUUUAGAUUCUUCAAUAUGUGGUGUGAUUCUAAAAGGUUUCUAA
This is a messenger RNA of Beta vulgaris subsp. vulgaris (sugar beet), 1179 nucleotides long. RefSeq lists its product as uncharacterized. The record is from RefSeq and is a predicted model, not a curated record. Lineage: Eukaryota; Viridiplantae; Streptophyta; Magnoliopsida; Caryophyllales; Amaranthaceae. The coding region runs from base 1 to 1179 and encodes 392 amino acids. The transcript is spliced from 2 exons.